AUGACUUAUCUUCGGUUUAUUUGUUAUUUUUUAGAUGUCUUCAACAAUUCAUUGGAAGACUGUGGUAAAGAAAAUCCUGAUAUGAAUGAAGAGAUGGAGGAGGAUAUUAUUAGUCUAUUGUCAGAGGAAAUUAAACUGCAAAAAGAUGUCACUGAUGACAAUCUGGAGCAUACGAGUGCUCUAAUUAUGAGUGCCAAAAGAGCAUCUUCGCAUUACCAAAAUGAAAUGGAAAAGUGUAACAUGGGGAUGGAACCAUGUGAAGGUGCUAUGGAAAGGGGUGAAGCUGCAUUGAUAGAAGAGCGUAAGCUCUCUGCAUUGUGGGAGACACGAGCGGUUGAGUUAGGAUUGAAAGAGAAGUGA
Molecule: messenger RNA, 360 nt
Organism: Lycium barbarum (goji berry)
Lineage: Eukaryota; Viridiplantae; Streptophyta; Magnoliopsida; Solanales; Solanaceae
Exons: 2
Coding region: 1-360 (119 amino acids)
Source: RefSeq, a predicted model, not a curated record